Olea europaea var. sylvestris is the source of this 1867-nucleotide messenger RNA. Its product is annotated as NF-kappa-B-activating protein-like. NCBI's taxonomy places the organism in Eukaryota, Viridiplantae, Streptophyta, Magnoliopsida, Lamiales, Oleaceae. Gene Ontology annotation, cellular component: nucleus. Bases 107 to 1714 code for a protein of 535 amino acids. Gene Ontology annotation, biological process: regulation of gene expression. Gene Ontology annotation, molecular function: chromatin binding. The record is from RefSeq and is a predicted model, not a curated record. The transcript has a single exon.
ACCUUUGUUUCAUUCCAGUUUUACAUCACAUGAAAACAUUUUGCCCUGUUUCUCGCUGAAAAAUACUGUAACUAAUUUCUUUUUACAGUAGAAAUCCCUAAUUCUAAUGGGUAGAAUUUCCUCAGCAGUAGAAAUCCCCGAAGGCCAUCGCCGCCAUAGCUACCGAGAAAAUGGCCGCUACUCUCCUGAAUCCCAUAAUUACCACCGUCGUAGCCCUAGUCGAGGCCGCAGCAUGAACCGGAGCCGGAGUUCAAGCUACAGUCGAAGCCCGCCCAACAGGUACCGUCGCUCUUCUCCUGAUUAUUCUUCGUACUCUAGACGUAGCCCAAGGCCCGAUGAAACCCUCGAAUCAUAUGGAAGAAAUAGACACGCGUAUGAUGAUAGAAAGACCCUCAAAUCCGAUGGAAGAAAUGGAAACAGGUAUGAUGAUAGAAAGAAACAGUUCCUUGAUCGCGAUUAUAGAAACGGACAUGGAGAAUCCGAAUCGGACGAAGAGUUGAAAAGCUUGGGAUUCGAAGAGUACAGGAGGCUUAAGCGCCAGAAAUUGAGAAAAUUGCUUAGAAAUUGUAUUUGGAAUAGUACUCCCAGCCCACCUAGGGAUCCAAAACAAUCAUCGGAUUUGGAACCUGAGGAUGAAAUUACCAGGAAAUUUGAAGAAGAAAAAGAGAACAGAGAGGAUAAUAAAUUAAAGUCUGGUUCGAAAAGAUUGAAUAGCAAUUCGUCAGAGAGUGAAUCUGAGUCGGAGCCUGAGGAUCUUGAAUCUAGAUCAGAUGACUCGCUGUCAAGGAAGAAGACGAAGAGUAAAAAGUUGAGUUCCAGGCGCAGGAGGAGAUCAAAAUCCGUAUCUGACAGUGAGAGUGGGUCGGAGGAGUCCAGCGAUGACGAGGACACUGAAGAAGAAAAUAGGAAAAGGCGUAGGAGAAAAUCCAAGAAAAAGAGCAGUAGGAGAAGUAAGAGGUCCGGGAGUAGUAGGAGGAGGACGAGCAGUCGUAGAAGGAGAAGCUAUUCAAGUGAAAGCGAGGCCGAUGAGAGUGAGACUGAGGAUUCUGAUGCUAGUGAUCAUGGUAAGUCGAAGAAACGGAAGCAUGCCUCAUCUUCGAAGUCUCAAAGCAGCAAGAAGAAUGAACCUGACAACGAGAGUUCCAAUGCUGAUGAAAGUUGCUCUGAUUCUGAAGUUGAUGGAAAGAAUGCUAAGCAGAAGGUAGACGAAGCUGAAGUGGAUGACGAAAAUAAUGCAGAGUUGCUUAAGUUUAAAGAAAUGAUAGAGUCUAGGAAGAAACUGACUCUGGAUAAUGAACCACUGGUUGGUCCACUGCCUUUGCCAAGGGCAGAAGGGCACAUUAGCUAUGGUGGCGCACUUAGGCCUGGUGAAGGUGAUGCCAUUGCACAGUAUGUGCAGCAAGGCAAGCGUAUUCCUCGCAGAGGUGAAGUGGGACUUUCAGCUGAGGAGAUUCAGAAGUUUGAAACUCUUGGGUAUGUGAUGAGUGGUAGUAGGCAUCAGAGAAUGAAUGCUAUCCGAAUCAGAAAAGAAAACCAAGUUUACAGUGCCGAGGACAAACGAGCACUGGCAAUGUUUAACUAUGAGGAGAAGUCCAAGCGUGAGCAGAAGGUUAUGGCUGAUUUGCAGCGUCUUGUGCAGCGCCAUAUUGGGCAGGAUUCUGGUCCUUCUCACGAUCCGUUUGCUGGGAGGGCUGGCGAUGGUGAUGAUGCUUGAUUCUAGGUCAUAAUCAUGGUUACAUCUCUAUUUUGUUUGUCAAUGUCUUCUCUAUUAUUUGGAUUAUGUAAGGAACCUAUCAGCUGAUGCUGAGAAUGUAGAAGAACAAAACCUUUGAGAAAUUAAUUUUUAUGUCUUUUGGUACUUAUGUUU